CUUGGCUAAUUGCAUGGGGCCUGCAUACCUGGGUGGUAAGGAGGGACUGGAGCACCGGCAUACCCUUUAAAUAAGAGAACAUUUAAACGUCAUUGCUUUCAUGUUUGUCUCCUCGCUUCUAAUUACUGAAGGCAGCUGACUUUAAAGCAUAGGCCAUUUCCUCCUCUUCCUGCAGCGGGGUCAUAACAGCUUGUUUAUAGACUACCGGGCUGGUUUGCUGCAACAGAUUGGGACUUUAAAUAGAAGGUUGCUAAGAGUGAGGUAAGGGCGAUGAGAGCAUCGGGCUCGCUCAAAACAAGUCGCCUGGUAUUUGGGGAGAUGGGAGCGGCCAACAAAAGAGCAUCAAGGGAGCGGCGAGGGAAGAGCAGUUGUCUCCAGCAGUUGCCAUAAGACGUGUGCGAAGGAGGAAGAGGAUGGAGGGCAGCUCCGGAAAGGACUCGGGCUGUGCAGAUGAGGCAGGGAACAAGCCAAGGAGCCUGCGGAGAAACAAAGGCACAUUUGCAGAGUGGCUGGGCAUAGGCAGAAUUUCACCCCUGUUCACAAGGGAAUUAACACUGACUGCAGAAUUCAGGCAGCACCCACGGGCUGCACUGGGUGCCGCCCGCGGCUCUGGCAUGGCCACAAAGCAGACCAGCGAGAGCAUCCCGACCACCGAGCGCGUCCCAAACACCAAGUGCAUCCCGACCACCGAGCGCAUCCCGACCACCGAGCGCAUCCCGACCACUGAGCACAUCCCGAACACCGAGCGCAUCCCGAACACCGAGAACAUCCCGACCUGGCAUCGGCUGCGGGGCUUAACUCAGGACAAGAGGAAUGUGCAGCCCUUCUUCCCAUCCUUCAGCUGGCCACGACCCCUUCCCAUGGCUUUCUUGGGCCUUUCUCUUUCCCACUGCAGACCAGAAAUGCUGGGCACCGUGCUUCUCGCAGGUCCCGCGCUCGCUGCGCUUUCCCGCUUCUCUUGGCUCUCCCCAUGGCAUGACCCAUUCAUUUUAAGAAAAAAAAACCCUGCUCCUGACACUGUCAGGGCCACCUGCAGCCCACAAACCUGCCGCCCGAGUGAAAACCUUAGGCCAGCUAUAAAGGUCCUCACGCGACCAACACCGCUGGAAGCCCCCAGCCCCUCACCGCCCCGGGGCUCGCAGCGCUUUCCCAAGGCAGAGCUCUGUGGCUGUGUGCAUUGGGACCGGGCAUUGCUAAUCCACCUCCCUCUCCCCCCCUCUUACAAAUUAGGACGUAAGGGUGAGCUUUGGCUCUCUGUAUAUGGACUUUGUUGCAUUGCAUACUACCCCCCCAGACCCCUCCCAGAGUUUAGUGCUCUAAAUUGCUAAGAACAUUGGUCCCCCGCGCGCACUGAGGCUGCCGGAUGGCUUUCAGCAUCUGUAGGCACUGCUGCCGUUUGUGGUCUUGAGAAAAGGAUAUACUGUUCUGCUAUAAAUUCAACAAUACAAUCCUUAGUUCUGAAGAUAUAGUUUCC
Cygnus olor (mute swan) is the source of this 1474-nucleotide messenger RNA. RefSeq lists its product as uncharacterized. Bases 414 to 1328 code for a protein of 304 amino acids. The transcript is spliced from 3 exons. Lineage: Eukaryota; Metazoa; Chordata; Aves; Anseriformes; Anatidae. The record is from RefSeq and is a predicted model, not a curated record.